UCCCAGGCCCUCUCCGUGCUGCGUUGAAACGCAUUAUGCUUGCUGACAUCUUUGAUGGACGGCAGUUCCUAUUGUCAAACCCCAUUUCCCUUUUCCCUUUUCCCUUUUCCCUUUUCACUUUUCCCACCCACGUGUUUCAUUUCCCUCUUUUCCUUUCCUCAAAGACUUCCACUUCAAUCAUUAACCUCAGAAAGGGGUAAAGAUCCAUUGAUUAACUAUGGUGGUUUGGAGCCGUGCACUGGUAAGAUGGCGAUGUAGAGCCACCAAUUUAAGCCGGAGUUUUUGUGAAAAAUUACCUCCAGCGGAAGCUAAGGGCAGAAAUGUUCAGUGGGUGUUCCUGGGCUGCCCUGGUGUGGGAAAAGGAACGUAUGCAGCUCGACUUUCUAAGCUUCUUGGCGUACCCCACAUAGCCACGGGUGAUCUCGUCCGGCAACAACUCUCCUCUCAUGGACCUCUUGCCUCAAAGCUUGUGGAUAUUGUUAGCCAAGGGCAAUUAAUUUCAGAUGAAAUUGUAAUAGAUUUGCUAUCUAAGCGUCUUGAAGCUGGAGAAGCAAAGGGUGAAACAGGAUUUAUUCUUGAUGGAUUUCCUCGAACUAUACGUCAGGCGGAAAUCUUAGAGGGAGUGAUGGACAUUGACCUGGUGAUUAAUCUGAAGCUUCGGGAAGAUGUGUUGAUUGCCAAGUGCUUAGGAAGGAGGACUUGUAGCGAGUGUGGAGGCAAUUACAAUGUUGCGUGCAUUGAUAUGAGGAAUGAUGAUGGCGAAACUAGAAUGUACAUGCCUCCUCUUCUCCCUCCUCCACAUUGUGAAACCAAACUUAUUACACGGUCUGAUGACACUGAAAAUGUUGUGAAGGAACGCCUCCGCAUCUACCAUGAAAUGAGCCAACCAGUGGAGGACUUUUACCGCAAGCGGGGGAAGCUGUUGGAGUUUGAUCUCCCUGGAGGAAUUCCAGAGUCAUGGCCAAAGUUGCUUCAGGCUUUGAAUAUCUAUGAUGACGAGGAUAAGAAAUCUGCAGCAGCAUGAUAGGAUUACUUGUCUUGUCAGUGUGUUUACUAUUGUUGUAGGUUCAUUCUUUGCAUGCAUGUUGGAGGUGCGCGGGCGUCUAUUCGCUUUAAAAGCACGAUAAUGGGGCUCCCUACCCGUUUUUCUUUUCAUCCUCACUAUUGUAUUAUUAUGCUAAAGCAACUAGUACAUUUGUAUGGAGUAUUUCUUGUCCAAGUUUGUUCAUAAAGGGACGCAAACCAUGUAUUUCAUUAAAUAUUGAUGAUAUUGUUGGGGAAUUAA
Messenger RNA from Solanum dulcamara, 1285 nucleotides. Its product is annotated as probable adenylate kinase 6, chloroplastic. Gene Ontology annotation, biological process: nucleobase-containing compound metabolic process. Gene Ontology annotation, molecular function: ATP binding; AMP kinase activity. The transcript has 4 exons. Lineage: Eukaryota; Viridiplantae; Streptophyta; Magnoliopsida; Solanales; Solanaceae. Bases 218 to 1024 code for a protein of 268 amino acids. Gene Ontology annotation, cellular component: cytoplasm; mitochondrion. The record is from RefSeq and is a predicted model, not a curated record.